UACAAUCAGCCGAUAGAUGACACCGUGUAGAAAGACAGCAGACAAACCGACAAACCACCCAAUCGUACCCAGCGUACAGUCAUUUAUCAUACAUUUUGAGUUAUAGGAAUAUUCAUUUUUUGACACAUCACUGUAAUGCUAUGUUUGCCUUUCACAUUGUUUCGGUAGCGUUUUGUCUAUAAUGUAUCAGGUCUCUUCAUAAAUCGACGGCUACGCAUUUUCAAUUUAAGCUAACUGAUUUUCCAUGUCGCGUGUAUAUCACGUCAUUUUGAAAUUAAUUCACUUCGUUGAUGUCGCAAGGACUAGCGGUUUUCUAAAUACAAGGAUGGAAAAAUUGGUCAAUUUUUGACAGAAGCUUUCGCCGUUGUCAUACGAGUUUUCACGAAUAUCACGAGUGAAUUAUGGAUUUUCGUCAGUGCUAAAUAUAGCAUUGACCGGCGUUGCCGUGUCAUACAUUCGUAAGAGUUGAGAGAGAAUGCAGAUAAUAACCAGUUUGUAAAAAUGUAUAUAAAAGACAGAAAACUAGGCAAGCUGUAAAUAUGUUGAUUUAAUCAUAUAUACAAGAUGAGAUUCAAUAAACAAGAACUAUUAACAUUAGCUACCCAGCCUUCGCAGAAAUUUGAAAAAGAAGGUAUUCUAUACGUGAGAGAACGGCAGGAAGGUUUCUUUCGUAGAACAGAAAUUAGCCUCGUGCAAUUUCCAGGUACAGGUAAACCAGAGAAUAAAAAUCAGAGAGGAAAGAGUCUACGAGAUCUCAAUUGUGUUACAGCUGGUGCAAACAAAGUAAGUCUCGAACGAUGGUGCAGGCUACGUGGCAACCUUUUGUUUUAUUUCAAAUCGCGGGAGCAGUGGUCGGAGCCGUUAGGAGUAAUUAUACUGGAACAAUGUACGGUCCGCAUGGAGUCUCCCAACAAUCACGUCCCAUACGGGUUCAGCAUAGUUUUCGACGGAGGCUUGUUUCAACAGUUAGGCGCCAAUACGGCCGAAGAAAGGGACAGUUGGUUACAGGCGUUGCAAUUGGCCAGCUACGAAUGCAUGCGAAGUCAAUUGUUAUCCUUGCGACAGCGCAUAGAGGCAUUUAGUGGUCACAAGCACGACACCGAUAUUCAGAUGUUGCGGUUGCAGCGCGGGACUUUUACAGAUCCGGCGGAGGUACCGAUGUGUGAGAUAUCAUUAGCUUGCGAUAAUCUACUGUGUGAUGGACAUGGCAGACCACCUACACCUGUUUUAGAAAUAGAUGUACAGUCAAAAUCUUCUAAAACCUGGAUUAAAUAUGCACGGACAGAAGUUGUAGAGCGAAGUAGUAAUCCUAGUUUCUUAACUACGGUAAGUUUCCGUGCGAGUGAUGGUUUGACAACCGAAACAAAAAUUAGAAUAACUGCAUACGACAUCAGGGAAAGAGUUAGUCAAACCGCAACUCCGAUAGGAAGCGCAAUAGUGACAUUCAGCACGGUGCAAGACACUCCAAGAUUAAGGAUACCGUUAAAGUCAGCGAAAACUACCACUGUCGGAUUUUUGACAAUUAACGUGUGGAAUUUAGAAGCUGAGGAUAAAGGAAAUAGUACAGAAAGCACACCGUCGAGAAACGUGGUAUAUGGCAAUAAUAACCAACAAUUGCCUUCACAUAGACGCUCGCAAUCGUUGCCACCCAGAUUAGGGACAAAAAUAAAGUUCCCGCAUCAAGGCCAGUUAAAGUUGCUUUUUGCGAAUCCAUAUGUACAGACUUAUCGAUUCCAUUCCGGAUUGGGCGGUGAUAUUUGUGUGCACGAGAUUAUGGCGGAGAGCAAGUUCUGUUUCCAAUUUCCUCAACAUUUGCUAGGUAUUUGGAUACAGGAGGAAAAGGAAUUGCUACAAGAAGUAGCUGGAAUGGGAGAACUGAGGGAACCUUGGCAUACAAAACAAGUCGAAUUACUUGAUCGUCACUUGCACUUAUUACAUUUGUAUUCCCAAGCCAAAGAAAACUUAGCUGCCUAUAAAGGAAGUUAUUUCAAGCAGUCGUCGCGAAAAAACGAUCGUACUCUCGAAUUUGCACCUCUUAACUUGCAUCUUCAAAGAAUGUGGGUUCAUAAUGAUACGCUAAACAAGUGUGGAUUUUACGACUUUAUUAGCGUAGGAGCUUUCACAGCGCAUUCUCAUAAAAGUAAAAAUGGUGGACUUAUAAGAUUGGUGCAGGCGUUGAAGGAGUCGCCAGUACGGAGCAAUCAGUUGUACCAAGGAACAUCUAAGAUAACGAUGGCGCAUGAUGCGAUUCAAGCGAUUAAGCAAUUGCGCCGAGAUGUUGUAGAGGCAAUGAGAUCAUUGAUGAAGCUCGCCAAAGAGAAGCAAACAAGCGGCAUGUUGCCCAUAUGUGAAGAUAUGAUUACAAAAACUCGGAUCUUACUCAGCCUAUGGGAUCCUGGUUUAGUGGAAGAGGCAUUAACGUUUUUGGAAGAAUAUAAAGUUGCAAAAGUCCAAAAGAACUCUGCACCAACAAGCACUGAUGACACUCUGACUUUAGAUUUCAAGACAAACCAAUCUCUAUCGCCAUUCAAGCGGAUUACACAGCAACUGAAUUUCGACCUGAAAAGUCCCGAUUUCGAUGAUUUUGUCACGCCCGAUACUCCUGAAUGCGUCCAAGAUAUUUGGUCUAAGGGUGGCAUGAGAAAUGAUGAAUAUGCACCGUUACCAUAUGCGAGAAACGACGUGACCAGUAGCAACGUUGGCGAGAGCGAUGAUGCUGCGGAGGAGAAUUUUGUGAUAUUCCCGGACGUGGAAGACGAUCCGAAACAAACUGAAGCGGAGACUGCAGAUGAAAGCGUUCAGCGAGUUCAUAACCAUGAAAACAAGGAAAAUUAUGAGGAUGAAAGGGAAGAUUUGAAAAGCGACGCCGAUCCAUGCAGACGUUUCCUUGAUACUCAAAAGAUGUGUAAUUCACCCUCGGCAAAUUAUUACAAACCCACGGAUGAGCCAGAGCCAUGGGAUCUCACUCAGCUGAACAUCGAAGCGAGUGUUAUGUGUCUCGUGUCAAAAGUUAAGUUUCUUUGUGGCAGAUGCAGUAGUCCGGCUGUACGACUGCGUAAUAAGGGCGGACACUUGAGCAGAUCGCAAAGCCUUAAAGGUUGUCCGCCGAGUAAUUGGCACAAUGCUGAAGUCGUCACCAUACAGCCGAAAAACGGCAUCAAAUGCGAAGAGUCGAAUAAAUUAUUGGAAGAAACGAACGAUGCGUCGCGACAGCAGUCUAAUCCGGGAAUGGAGAAACCGGCGUUCUCUAAAGCAAAAGAAGUGUGCCAAGCGGUCGAUUCGAUGACGCGAGUGAUCAAAAGUAAUUCAGGACAGAGGAACAAGUUUACCGAAGGUCUAGAUUUCGCGUCCAUCGUAGAUUGGACAAGCGAGCUCAGGCCGAGCAUGAAGAAGCUACGACAGGCCAUGGACGGGUUGCUCAAGACUGCCAGAUUGACACAUUCGGUAUUUCGCGUACAGGAAGAUUCCAAGACGGCGCAGCGUGUGUGCAAUGUUCGUUACAGACGGGACGUUUGCUUCAGUCAAGCGCUGACAGCCUUAGUAACUGGCAUAAUGGCAAAACUGUGGUGUCAACGACCCGACCCAAUGUUUCUGCUAAUACUUACAACUUUGGGACCAUUGGUCUCUUUCGAAGGUCUCCUUAGUUAUUACGGAGACGAGAUUGAUAUGUGGGGAGAUAUGGCUGUAGCAGUUGAAGACACUCAUACUGUCACGUUCACUUUGUCACGAUGUGGCAUUCAAUCCAGAAUUGAGAAAAAGUCCAAUGUGGCGUUUCAAUUGCCUCUACCGCGCGUAGUAGGAUCACGGAGCGCGUUGACAGUAAUACUCCCAGUUCCAGACACGAUUUAUUCUCUCCUGCCAUUAGUGCCCUCAUCUAGGCAGACGUUGUCGUUUAAUGUAACGCCGGUGUUCUUUAACGUCGGUAUUAACGAGAUGGCUUCUUUGGCUGAAAGUCUUGGUACUACGAAACCGCAAGAAAAGAGUAACAUGGAUAAUUUUGACAGGCUAAAUGAGUAUUAUUUGAGAUUCAAGAAGUUGAAUCUACCGACGGAACCUGCAUCCACGCGUUUUGUCGCCAGAUCGAUAUUAGGCCACACAUUGUCAGAUAUGAUGUCCAACUUAAAAACGUGCGUGCAAGAGAAAGUGAGCAAGAACGUAGAGAUUUUGCAGUUAUCUUCGCAGAUAUGUCGAAGAAUGCGUGGUUUAAGAUUUACCAGUUGCAAGAGCGCGAAAGAUCGAACCGGUAUGUCGAUCACCCUCGAGCAAGUUAAUAUACUUUCAUCGGAAUAUCAUUUGGCCGAGCACGAAUAUAUGAGGGCACUCGACUGCAUGCGAAGUGAGGGUUGCCGACGAGAGAACACCUGGAAAAAUAUUAGCGUGCGGAAGUAUGCGUUUAACAGCUUGCAGAUUCUAACGUUGCCUCGACUUUACCGACCACCAACUGGCACGUACGGAUCUGCCCAGACAUAGAAACAAAAGCCUGAUUACGAAAAAUAUUGGGGGCGGCCGGCAUGCGACUGGCAUACGUUAGGUGUACAAAAUGCGGUCAGUGGCGUAGCGAUAGCGGCAUUGGAUGCUGAAUGCUUGCAAUUUUAUCUUUUGUUAAAAAUUUCUUCAACGCAUUUCUCGGAAUUUAUUAUUCGUUAAUUCAUUAUAAUUAGAAAUUCUCUCUCUCUCUCUCUCUCUCUCUCUCUUCCUCCCUCUC
Messenger RNA from Harpegnathos saltator (Jerdon's jumping ant), 4705 nucleotides. Its product is annotated as type I inositol 3,4-bisphosphate 4-phosphatase. The coding region runs from base 565 to 4470 and encodes 1301 amino acids. Gene Ontology annotation, cellular component: cytoplasm. Lineage: Eukaryota; Metazoa; Arthropoda; Insecta; Hymenoptera; Formicidae. The record is from RefSeq and is a predicted model, not a curated record. The transcript has 20 exons. Gene Ontology annotation, molecular function: phosphatidylinositol-3,4-bisphosphate 4-phosphatase activity.